GGAGCGGCAGGCGCCGGACCCCCAGCGGAGCGACAGGUCUCGGGCCCCCAGGGGCGAAGCGGGCGGGCACCGAGUCACCAGGGCACGACAGUGGGCUCCGAGAGUCAACAUGGCAUGACCGCUGGCACUGGGUCAGACAUUGGAUCGUCCCUGGCUGGACAGCGGCAUCGGGUCACCCAGGCAUCAGGUCAUUUGGCUCGACAGCGGGCAACCGCGUCAUCUGGCAAGGCAGUGGGCUCCGAGUCAACUGACAUUGGAUCGUCUGACAGGACAGCGGGCAUUGGGUCACCAGGCAUCAGGUCCAUUUGCUCGACAGCGGGCAUCCGGGUCACCAGGUAUGACAGGGGCAUCGGGUCACCAGGCAUCAGGUCAUUUGGCUCGACAGCGGGCACCGCGUGCAUCUGGCAAGGCAGUGGGCUCCGAGUCAACAGGCACGGGACAGUGGGCAUCGGGUCACCAGGCAUUGGAUCGUCUGGCUCGACAGCGGGCAUCGGGUCACCAGGUAUGACAGCGGGCCCUGGAUCACCAGGCAUCAGGUCAUUUGGCUCGCCAGCGGGCACCGCGUCAUCUGGCAAGGCAGUGGGCACCGAGUCACCAGGU
Molecule: messenger RNA, 600 nt
Organism: Staurois parvus
Lineage: Eukaryota; Metazoa; Chordata; Amphibia; Anura; Ranidae
Source: the annotation of a GenBank genome assembly